Messenger RNA from Lentinula edodes (shiitake mushroom), 1316 nucleotides. Its product is annotated as eukaryotic integral membrane protein-domain-containing protein. The record is from RefSeq and is a predicted model, not a curated record. Gene Ontology annotation, cellular component: membrane; Golgi apparatus. The coding region runs from base 90 to 1160 and encodes 356 amino acids. Lineage: Eukaryota; Fungi; Basidiomycota; Agaricomycetes; Agaricales; Omphalotaceae. The transcript is spliced from 6 exons. Gene Ontology annotation, biological process: retrograde vesicle-mediated transport, Golgi to endoplasmic reticulum.
UCUCAACAUCACGUAAGUAAUUUGAUCUGUUGUAUUCGGCCAACAGGCGACCUCCUUCCUUCCUCCCGUCGUGUGCACCUGGGUUUUCAAUGGCCAUACUGCAAUCCCCAAUAACCUUCAUAGCCUCUAUACCAACUGUGACACGUUAUUUCACCUUGGCUACUGUUACGUUAUCUCUGGUUUACGCAUGGCUCCAAUGGAAUUCUGAAGGCGCGAAGCUGUUUCCGUAUCUGGUGCUUGUGCCGGGCUCAAGCUUGUUCUAUCCUUGGACAUUUAUAACAUCUGCCCUUGUAGAAACGACCUUAUGGGAGCUAGCAAUCACUGUCAUCACAAUACCACCCACCUUGAAAUACUUGGAACGACUGUGGGGAAGCAUAGAAACCCUCAAAUUUAUAAUAGCUACUGUCUGCGUCUCGAACAUAAUCGCGUUUGGAUUCAACUGGAUAGAAUUCAUCGGUACCAGCAAUGCAGACUUGUUUCUGUAUGGCAUGAACUAUCAUGGUCAAAUGUCGCUGCAGAUUGGGGUCCUUGUCGCUUUCACACAGCUGAUUCCUGAACAUCAGGUCCAAUUUCUAGGUUUUCUCAAGAUGCGAGUCAAGAGUCUACCCAUGACAUAUCUCACUUUAUCAACCGUCAUGACCAUCCUUGGCUUCCAAUCUCCUUGGAUUAUCAUCCAAUUCGGCUGGUUUGUCAGUUGGAUAUACCUCCGCUUCUACAAAAAGAACUCCAACGAUACAGUCGGAGGCGUCGAAAGUUAUGGAGAUCGAAGCGAAACAUUUUCUCUAGUAUCAUGGUUUCCUCCAUUUACCCACAUUGUCUUGGGUCCUGGCGGUAACUUUGUCUACAAGUGGGCAAAUACCCUUCACCUCAUACCUUCUCAUGGCGGAGACAUCGAAAGUGGGUUUAGUACAAUACCUGGGAGUGCUCGGGCGGAGGCUGAAAGACGACGCGCAAUGGCCUUGCAGGCCCUUGAUCAGCGCCUUGCUAAUACAAGUUCUUCAACUCAAUCGACUGCGCCUGUUUCAGCUCAUACACCUCGCCCGCCACCCGCUGUCGCUUCUCCUCGACCAGAAAAAGUUGCACCUCCAAUUGAUCACGUUGCGAGAACUAGUUCCGACUCAGAGAGUGGAGAUCUUGGUACGACGGAAGCUAGCAAAUAGUAUACACAUCAUGAUUUGAUUCUUGGCAUCACGCUCUGUAUAAUCUACAAAAGGACGAUGCUAGUACGAUACUCGUCCAUACCGUUUAAUUAUAUCUCUAUCCCAUUUUCGUGUAUGUACAUAAGGAGCUCAAACUGUCGACUCUGGCACUGGCUG